Candidula unifasciata is the source of this 363-nucleotide messenger RNA. The record is from the annotation of a GenBank genome assembly. NCBI's taxonomy places the organism in Eukaryota, Metazoa, Mollusca, Gastropoda, Stylommatophora, Geomitridae.
AUGGUCGCUAUGAUGCCCAGUUUCAUUGUCAGCUGGUUUCCUGGGCCGGUGAUCUUCGGCUCCCUCGUGGACUCCACAUGCAUUUUAUGGCGAACAACGUGUGGCUCAGUCGGCGCAUGCUCCCUGUACGACAUUGAACUCUUCCGGCUACGAAUACACGCGCUGAUGAUGGGCUUGAGGAUUAUCACAUUGUUCUUCUUUAUCCUGGCUCUGGUCUUUGCUCUCUGCUCCAAGGAACCGGUGUUCCAGCCCCACAUGGAUGAGGUCACCAUUGCUGUAACUGCUAACGGUCACAAGACAAGCAAAAAUGAUCCUGGAUCUAAAGAGUGUACUAAACCUGAAAAUAAGGAAACAUACAUUUAG